Molecule: messenger RNA, 1578 nt
Organism: Pollicipes pollicipes
Lineage: Eukaryota; Metazoa; Arthropoda; Thecostraca; Pollicipedomorpha; Pollicipedidae
Exons: 3
Coding region: 747-1439 (230 amino acids)
Source: RefSeq, a predicted model, not a curated record
AAGUCCGAGGAGAAACCGAAAUCUCUGGUAGGUUUGGUGAAUCCAUAUUCGGGAUCGGUCAUAUCAUUGGUAUGUCCCAAUGUCCCUACCCCCGCCGAAUGACCAAGCCACCACACUACAAACACUAAAUAAAUUGUCGCCAAAUUAUGCACACUACCACACUACCAGCCAUGGAUAAUGUGCAAGAUUAAGAUGAAUGUCCAAAUAUGCGCCCAAUCCAUUUAUAUCCACGUCGUGAUUUUACGAAAGUAUUCCGCCACCGGCCAAACUCCUACGAUAACAGUUUCAACAAUCGGGUGUCACAUUGAAUAUAUUGAAACAUUGCAAUUUUAUCUUAUGCCUGUAACAAGAAAAGAAUAUCAUGUUGCUGACAUGAAAAAGCUUCUUUUACAAGAUAACAACUCACAUCUAUCCGUAAGCUCCACGGAAGUGUCAUGGCCAGCCCUUGCCGCCAGCUUUUUUUAACCUCAAAAAGCCAAGGUCGCAUACAAAUUCAAUAUCGUUAAAAACCUUCAGAUGAGCAAGCCUACAUCCAUUUGCCUACCUGGCUUACACUUAACCAAGCACUUACGGCAGUUGCAACACAUGGUCUCGGACCAUGUGGACCAUGGACCGCUUGCGCCCUUCGCUCACACAUGGUCUCGCUCUUGAAAGGCAGCCAUUCAAGUGACCCACGUCCUAACUCAAGACCCACGCGACUGAGCAGGCGCGCGCACCACCUCUAAGAUCCGUCUGGGCGCGCCAACAUGCUCUUCCGAAGCGCUGCCGCCCCGCCAGAGGACAUCUCCGACCGUGGCUACGACGCGCAAAGCGAGGACGACAGCGAGGAGGAGGCACCGCGACGGCACCAGAAGCGAUUCACGCGUCGCGCGCGGCCGCCGCUUGGCCAUCCAUCCAGCACCGGCUCGCCGCCCGACUCAAGCCAGUCGAGCACCGGCUACGGCUCCAACAUCGAGCGCUCCGACAGUGGGCACGCGCUCUUCUACGACGCCGAGCUGAAGGCGUGGCGGCGCAACGAGGCGGCCGUGCGGCGGAGGCGCACGCGCGCGCAGCGACUGGCGGCAGAGGAGCUCACUGACGCCGUGCGUGAUUUGCACCGCACGCCCAGCGGCACACCUGCUGUAUACGACCGGAAGCGGGGCUGCUGGCGCCGCGACCCCCGCCCCAAAACCGUUAACUAUGACGCGCUGACGGCCGCGCAGCAGGAAGCCAAGCAGACGGCCAGCGGCACGGCCAUCUACUACGACUCGCGGCGGCUGGAGUGGCGGCGCCGGCGCCGGCACGCCUCGGACGUCCCGGACCCGAGCGCCGCGCAGGUGCUGCUCAAGCGCACCGCUAGCGGCUCGGCCAUGAUCUACGACGACGUGCGCCAGGUGUGGAAGCGCAAGCUAAAGCGCAGUGCCGGCCGACUCGCGGUACGCGAGCGACGCCGAGCGUAGCGACUGCGCGCUGGUGCAGUCGCACGGCACCUGGUACCUCGAGAAGAAGCGCAAGCACCUGCCAGGACGGCGAGCUGACCAAGCGGCAGAUCGAGGCGCGGCGCACCGGCAGCGGCACACCCAUCUUCUAUGACAACGU